This is a messenger RNA of Dibothriocephalus latus, 363 nucleotides long. NCBI's taxonomy places the organism in Eukaryota, Metazoa, Platyhelminthes, Cestoda, Diphyllobothriidea, Diphyllobothriidae. The record is from the annotation of a GenBank genome assembly.
AUGCGCCAGGACAAACGUGGAACCGCUCUGGAAAAGUUUCGUUCCGGCGAUGCGGGCAUCCUUGUCGCCACUGAUUUGGCGUCCAGAGGCCUGGACAUUCCGGAUGUCGAUCUGAUCGUAAACUACGAUGUUCCUACUCGACCCAGUUGGAGUGAAUCGGCCAAAACCUAUGUCCACCGCGUGGGCAGGACUGCCCGUGCUGGUCGGCCGGGACGUGCAAUCACCCUCGUCACUCCCUACUCCGCCACGCAUCUCAAGAUAAUAGAGUCUGCACUGGGUUCACGCAUUCCCCAACUACCCUGGUCUGAUCCAACACAGAGUAAUCCUGGCCUUUCAGUCACCCUCAACAAGGCCCUUCUUCAU